This is a messenger RNA of Talpa occidentalis (Iberian mole), 4047 nucleotides long. It is a transcript of the gene SERP1, whose product is annotated as stress associated endoplasmic reticulum protein 1. Bases 194 to 394 code for a protein of 66 amino acids. The record is from RefSeq and is a predicted model, not a curated record. Gene Ontology annotation, biological process: endoplasmic reticulum unfolded protein response. The transcript is spliced from 3 exons. Gene Ontology annotation, cellular component: endoplasmic reticulum. NCBI's taxonomy places the organism in Eukaryota, Metazoa, Chordata, Mammalia, Eulipotyphla, Talpidae.
GCUCGGCCGGCCCGUCCGGCGUCGUCGGGCUGCUCCCCGCGCUCGCUUCCAGGCCAUAGGCCGAGGCUAGCGCCCUGCCUGAGCGCCUUCUCGCCCCGGCGGCGCGGGUCCGGGAGCGUCGCGUCGCGGCGACCAGAGAGGGACGAGCGAGCGAGCCCACGGGGCGACUGGGGCAGGUGGUGGUGCCGCGAAGAUGGUCGCCAAGCAGCGGAUCCGGAUGGCCAACGAGAAGCACAGCAAGAACAUCACCCAGCGCGGCAAUGUCGCCAAGACCUCGAGAAAUGCUCCCGAAGAGAAGGCGUCUGUAGGACCCUGGUUAUUGGCUCUCUUCAUAUUUGUGGUUUGUGGCUCUGCAAUUUUCCAGAUUAUUCAAAGUAUCAGGAUGGGCAUGUGAAGUGUCUGACCUUAAGAUCUUUCCAUUCUCCUGUGAAUUUUAACUUAAACUCAUUCCUGAUGUUUGAUACCCUAGUUUAAAACAAUUCAGUAAAGCAUCCUGCCUCAGAAUGACUUUUCUUAUCAUCCUUCAUGUGUCAUUCCAAGGUUUCUUCACAAAUCAUUCCAAGUUUUCUAGUCCAUACCACAGUGCCUUGCAAAAGCACCACAUGAAUAAAGCAAUAAAAUUUGAUUGUUAAGCUAUAAUAGUGGACCCUGCUUAUUCAGUCAGUAAAGACUUUUUUUUUUAAUGUGUUCUUAAAACAGUAUACAGUAUAAUUAGAUUAAAUCUGUGUAGACGGGGUCUAGAUUUUGCUUACCCUAAUGUGUAAAUGCAGUUAGCUUAAUUUAAAAUUUGGAAUCAUGGUUUUUUUAUAUCUAGGCACUUUAUUACUAUCUCAUGAAUUGGAAGCACACUCCCAUGUAGCAUCAUGUAACUGUCCUGUAAGGUGCUUAUAAGUGGAGCAACUACAGUUAGCCUAGUUUCUCCAGUUUUAAGCACCUAAAAAAUUUUAAAAGCUUCUAAAUGCCUAAUAUAAAGGGAGAUGCUUAUAGCCACAAUGUCUAUUUUAACAAUAUCUCUAUUACACUACCUUGGAUUUUGCAUGAAUGAAUAUACUAACCUAAAAUGCCAUAAAAAAAUUGGCUGUGCAUUUUGCAACUCAGUCACUUAAGUUUCACUUCACUAAAAGCUACCACGGGUGGAGUAAAGUCAGGGAAAGUUUGUUUAUGUCACAUUGAUUUGACCAGAAUCACUUUAAUAUAUCAAAGGAAUCUACUAUCUUAGACAACAUUUUAGGGGAAAAUACUACUAAAAAUGGAUGCUUCAUCAAGACAUACUGUUGAGUCCAGUGUGCCAUUAGACAUCUUAGCAUGUUGAUAGCACUUUUAAUACCAAAAAGGCACAUCAACUAAAAAUUAUACUUAGUUUGGAAAUGCUUUUUUUGGGUCUAUGGUUAAAAUGCUGUUCGGGUACUAGAUAUAUCAGAUUAAAGCGUCACCUGAAAUUAAAUGGAUUUACUGAUAGUCAUUCUUUUUUGUCUUCCCUUUAUUGUGUGAUUUUAUCGGCUAUGUUGAUCUAACUUUAGUAUUGGUAAGGGUGAAUGAUAAGGCAGGUUUUGGGUUUUCUGGUAUUGUUGAAAGCUGUUAAGUAGUGGCAAUUUAUGUACUUAGCCAUAUCUUGAUGUGAAAAACCUGAGAGCUGUCUGUAUUAAUGAAUUGGGCAGAAAACUGCUUGUUUCCCGUAAUUGCCUCAGGUUACCUCUUUUAAAAUAAGCUGUUUUACAAGGAACAGAAGGGAAAUCUACCUACCUUUUACACAGUGUGAACCUCUCUGUCUCUUUAUACCCCCAAUUAUGGGGGAGAGAGAGGGAGAGGAGUGGUUAAGAACAUUUAGGAACUUUACUCUGGAAUAGGAAAAGUAUCAGCUGACCUUGGGUCAGCAGGUUUUUUCCUGCAUUGUUACCUGCCUUUAUCACCCAGGAAAUCAACCCCUGUACUUGUUUCCCUCUGAAACAAGUGUCUUGAUUAAUUGAUUCUAUUUUAUUUUAACUUUAAAAGUGAAAGUUCUAAAUUCAUAGCAGGUGCCUUAUUUUUUGCUUUGAGUCAGACCAUUCCGUAUCAGACUAUCCCUUUGUUAGCUAUAGAAAAUUGGCUUUAAGAUUUGUUUUUUUUUUUUAAAUGUAUAAUAUCUUUAUUAAUUUGACUGUUAAAUUGCUACAAGUAGCAACUGUUUUACAUAUGUGAAUUUCCAUUCCCUUUGUAUUUCAUGUGUAAUUUACCAGUUGAGUGCAUUUUAUAUUAAGAAUGGAUUAUGCAUGUUUGGGUCAAUAAAAGCUGUGUCUUACCUGAUUUAUCCUUAAAAAUAAAGUUCCCUAAAUAUUUGAUGCCUUCUAAAAGAAAAUGAUUUUACAGUUCUCAUAUGAGUGUUUUUUAUAAUUAAUAGAAAAUAUUUUAAAGACUGCCUAGUAUUGUGUUGUACUUGAGUUAAAAGAAUUUACCCAGAAGAACAGAUUUAAGGUUUAUAGCUGGAAAUAGCAAGAAAAGUAUGUAAAAGGCACAAUGAAUGAGAUAUUUCCACACCUAGGAUUUACCCUCCUCUUGUUAAUAUCCAAGUCUGGUUCAAGGAAAAAGCACAAUUCUUUCAAUCUCCCUUUCCCAAUAUUAUAUGCCAUCUAAUGUUAAGCACAGUAUGAAAUUAAAUACAUUAUUGGAGUUGUCUACAUUAUCCAAUUAUUUUUUGUAAUUUAGCUAUAACAUCUCAAGUUGUCAGUGAUUUCAUUGUAUCUAUUUGGGUUACAUAUAAUGUUGAUCAAAAUAAUUGAGUUGGUUUCCAAAAUCAGUAAAGAUUUUUAUUGUAACUGGAUGCAUUGUAAUGGGUUGACUUGCAUUAAAUAUGUGUUUACCCAACGGCAGGGUCAUGGCUUUUCUGACAUUACGGGAUUUUUGUCGCAGCAGUGACCAUGUAGCUGAAUUGUGUUCUUGGGUUCAAUAGGAAUGUCAUCACAUUUCAUGCUUGAGCAUCUGUAAAUUUUAGAAUAUCACAUUUUCCAUUUAGAAAUUGCUCAAGUUUAAUCUUAAUUUUUAACUUAUUUUAGGUGCAUGUCAUAACUUCAAGAGGUAGGAUUUGAUUUCAGCAGCAAAUUCUAUGACAUGUCCUCAGCAAAUCCUUCCUCUCGAAACUUAGCACCACUGUAGCUACUUGUAUUACUUUAUGUUCAAGUUGAAUUAGGACAAAAAUGUGCUGAUUUGAAAGAGCACUAAUGAGAAUAGAAGGCUAGAACUGAAGCUGAAAGGGAAAGGUCACCUGUCUGGACUUAGAAAAUUAAAAGUUAAGUCAUAUAUAUUACAGAAUCAUGAAGAUGGAAGGCAUGGUAAAAAGUCCAACCCCCUCAUUUUACAAAAAAAUCAGAUUAAUUUAUUCAAUGAAUAUUGAGUAACAUACAUACCAGAUAGAAUAGAGGUGCAAAUACAGAGUCCCAGCACUCAAGUAUCUUUUAGCCCAGUGUGGAGGAACAGUUAAAUGAAAACAUGACCAUAAUUGUAGUAAGUGAUUUAAAGAAAAGUAAAGCCAAAUAAAUGGUGCCUUUGCCCUUACAGAGAUAGUUGAGGUAGAACAGAAAAUCAAAUCAAUUUCCUGAUGACCACUACUUAUGGCAAGACAUCCACACAAAACACUGCUGUUUUCAUGAAUUCGUUGCUUCUGCUUUUAGAAAAGUCAAAUUUGUUUUCCAUGUUGCCACUUCAAAGAAGAAAGGAAAAAAAAAAACGAUCUUUAUGGACAUAAUUUCUUUUGAAAUGAAUUUAAGUGUCAAAAUUUACUAUUGGCAGUAAUGUUACUCUGGUCACUAGUGUUAUCAGCCAACAUUCAAUAGUAUUUGGUAUGAAUUUAUUGAUUUAAAAUUUUUCAUCAGCAAUGCUGAAAAAUAAUUCUUACUAAUAGCCCAGUUGUCAAAAGCAAAAUGUACCAUGUAACCUCCAAAGAUACUUUUUAUAUCAAAAGUUUAGUGGAUAUACCAUAUGUGACUUCUGUAUUGAGUGCAAGUUUCUACUUUGGGAUGCAGAUAAAUUAGAACAACUCUGCAACUUUAAAUAAAGUACCGUUCCAAUAUUAUU